AUGGAGGAGCAGGAAGGCUGUAACUCCAGAAAGAGGAAUCAAACUUUGACAGCGCAGAUCACCAGGGAGAAUCUCCAUCUGGUAUCUAAGAGAAAUGAAAAUGUAUGUGACCUAUGAAGUUAAAUAAAAUUAAUUGGAUGAUCUGACAAUGAAUUGAUUUAUAGACAUUAUAAAACAUUAUAUUUUGUUUUCUGUGUGGAUUCUGCAAAAAGUGAACUUGGCAUUUUAGAUCUAAUUCAAGGAUUUGUGGAAACGUUAGACAAGUGUUUUGAAAAUAUCUGUGAACUAGAUUUAAUUUUCCAUGUAGAUAAGUUUAACAAUAUUCUUGCAGAGAGCUGGCCGGUUAGUUCAGGAAUUGUGUCAGAGACCCACAUGAAUGAGAUUGUUACACAAAAUACACAAAAUAAACUGGAGAAAUCUGAGGCUGGCUUAGUGGGAGCUCCAGCAUAUGCUGCAUCAGCUAUAGAGAAUACGAAUCUCCCUGAGGUCCCAAGAAAUAUUAACAUCGGUGAUUUCAGUAUAAGAGUUCCAAACGUGUUCUCUUUUUAA
This is a messenger RNA of Galeopterus variegatus (Sunda flying lemur), 549 nucleotides long. RefSeq names its product AP-3 complex subunit sigma-1-like. Gene Ontology annotation, cellular component: membrane coat; intracellular membrane-bounded organelle. The transcript has 6 exons. Gene Ontology annotation, biological process: intracellular protein transport; vesicle-mediated transport. The record is from RefSeq and is a predicted model, not a curated record. NCBI's taxonomy places the organism in Eukaryota, Metazoa, Chordata, Mammalia, Dermoptera, Cynocephalidae.